Molecule: messenger RNA, 749 nt
Organism: Musa acuminata subsp. malaccensis (wild Malaysian banana)
Lineage: Eukaryota; Viridiplantae; Streptophyta; Magnoliopsida; Zingiberales; Musaceae
Product: protein SMALL AUXIN UP-REGULATED RNA 51-like
Biological process (GO): response to auxin
Source: RefSeq, a predicted model, not a curated record
GUCAAAGACAGAUGAUGGUUCGAAUGUUCUAAGAAUACCCACAAGAACCUAAUAUAGGAAUUGCCUGAUGCCAAAGAAGACAACCACCUCCAGCCAGGCAACAAGAAGGCCGCCCUGUGUCCCUUCUCCUCCGCAGCAGUAGGAGGGAGGGGUUCGGACCAUUUCUGCAACACCAAAUCCUCCCUCCAUCCCCUCCAAACUCUUGCGGCCAUCACCCCAACACUUUUGAUCUCUUCAUUCAUAUGUUCUCGUUCUGAACCCAUGUUUCGAGCCUAUGUUCUUCAAUCUCCUCUUCUUCUCCUCCUCCUCCUUGGCUUUUGGCUUUGAUCACUCCAUUGAUUGCACUGCGAUGGGUUACUCCAUCCGGAAUCCAAAGAUCCCCGCAGCGCUGUUCCCCCUGAGAACAAAGAAGAACGCAGGGAGAGACAGCUUCAGACAGUCGUUGUUGGUGGACGAGCCGACGAACACGGCGGUGCCCAAGGGAUGCAUGGCGGUGUACGUGGGCGACGGCAUGAGGCGCUUCGUGAUCCCGACGAGCUACCUCCGCCUGCCGGCCUUCCGCCAGCUGAUGGAGAAGGUGGAGGAGGAGUUCGGCUUCGACCAGGCCGGCGGUCUUCGGAUCCCAUGCGAAGAGGAGGACUUCCAGGAGCUGCUCGACGCCUUGGCGGACUCCACGCCGGCCAAGCCGAAGAAGAAGAAGAAGAAGACCCUCAAGAGCUUAGUGAAGAUGGCAUGAGUCAUGGCUGGAA